AUGUUCGCAGUGAAGGGCUGGAACGUCGAUGCAAGCUCGCUGAAGCCUCAGACGGAGGUGGUCAAAUCUGCAGCGAAGACAGACCGAAAUGGGGAGAAGAAGCAGGGAAAGAAGAGGAAGCGAGGAGAUGUAGGAGCGGCGCAGGACGAAGAUGUGGGCAAGCUGUGGGAUCAACAUAUUGAGGGCAAGGAGCCGGUGAAGUCGAAGCAGGGGCAGAAGAAGCAGAAGAAGCAGAAAGUGGAACAGGGGGGCAGAGGCGCAGGAGCUGGGAAAGAUGAGGGAAAGGCAAAAGUGGAAAAGAAGAAUUCACAAGAUCACGCGGAACUGGGAGCUACAGACGAGGACAAGCAGAAGAAGGAGAUGAAGGAAAGAAAGAAAGAGCGAAAAGAGAAGAAUAGGGAGAAGAAGCGGUCGGGCCAGCAGCCACCAGCACAGGACGGGGCAAUGAAAGUCAAAGACACCCAAGUCGCAGCACCUCCACCGGUACCUGCCCUCCCAUCCGGCACAAAGCUCACGCCCAUGCAAUCCGCGAUGCGACAGAAGCUCAUCUCAGCCCGCUUUCGACAUCUCAAUCAGACCCUGUAUACCGAGCCAUCGUCCAAAGCCCUGGACCUCUUCGACCAGAAUCCCGAAAUGUUCGAAGAUUAUCAUUCAGGCUUCCGCCAACAGGUCGCUGUCUGGCCUGAGAACCCCGUCGACAACUUCAUCUCCACGAUUCAGUCGCGAGGGAAAGUACGGCUACAUUCGCAGAAGAAAGCCUUCAAGGACAAGAAGCGAUCGAAUACAGCCGAUUCGAAAGACGAUGCUACCAUUCCCGCCCUUCCUCGAACACACGGUACCUGCACAAUCGCCGACCUCGGAUGCGGCGACGCUCGUCUGGCACACACCCUCAAGUCGACCAACUCCCUCCAGAACCUCCAAGUCAAAGUCCUCUCCUACGACCUCCACUCACCCUCCCCGCUUGUCACCAAAGCCGACAUCUCCAACGUCCCCGCCGUGGAUGGCAGCGUCGACGUCGCAAUCUUCUGCCUCGCACUCAUGGGCACCAACUGGAUCUCCUUCAUCGAAGAAGCCUACCGUAUCCUGCACUGGAAAGGCGAAUUGUGGGUCAGUGAGAUCAAGUCUCGUUUUGGGCGGGUUGGCGGUGGCAAGCCGAAAGUCGUCGAGCAUAGUGUGGGUGGGAAGAGGAAGUUGGCUGCUUUGAAGAAGGCGCAGGAGGCGAAGCAGCGGGAUGCAGCCGACGUCAACGAACAAGAGGCGCUGGCAGUCGAGGUCGAUGGUGUUGAGACGCAGAACCAAGAGACCGAUGUAUCCGGCUUUGUCGAUGUGCUGAGGAGGAGAGGGUUCCUGCUGAAGGAUGGUGAGAAGAGCAUCGAUUUGAGCAACAAGAUGUUUGUGAAGAUGGAGUUUGUGAAAGCGGCGCAACCGGUGAAGGGAAAGAAUGCUGAGAAGGAUGGAGAGAGGAAGCCGGUCGAGAGGUUCAGGAAGCCGAAGGCCAAGUUCUUGGACGAAAAGGAUCCGGACGAUGUGUCGACUGAUGAUGAGGGCAAGGUGUUGAAGCCGUGCUUGUACAAGAUCAGGUAG
Zasmidium cellare ATCC 36951 is the source of this 1584-nucleotide messenger RNA. RefSeq lists its product as uncharacterized. Gene Ontology annotation, molecular function: rRNA (adenine) methyltransferase activity. The transcript has a single exon. The record is from RefSeq and is a predicted model, not a curated record. The coding region runs from base 1 to 1584 and encodes 527 amino acids. Gene Ontology annotation, biological process: ribosomal large subunit biogenesis; rRNA methylation. Gene Ontology annotation, cellular component: nucleolus. Lineage: Eukaryota; Fungi; Ascomycota; Dothideomycetes; Mycosphaerellales; Mycosphaerellaceae.